AAAUCCGACAGUCGCCACGGAAACGACGAGACCGAUGCGCGGUGAUGUACUAAAGGCAACCCCAAGGACCCGAGAGCAAUCUUUCGCGUAGAGUGGCAGCAAGGUCGAUGAGUGAGCGAUGGUGGGCCCCAUAAUCUGCCCGUGAAUCCGUAACCUUAGCGGACCCAAAAUAAAGAUAAAAGAAGACUGAAUGUUUUGCAUCGAAUAUGGAUUAUGAUGGACAGCUUCAAGAGACCAUUUGUAAAAUCUAUUCACUUCAAGGAUUUUGCCUAAGGAUCUAAAUACAGCGGAGGUUUCUGAAACUGGCAGAGAAUAUUUACAAAGAAGAAAGUGAGACAUUGCACUUAGAAUCACAAGUACUUGAAAUCAUUAUUUUUCUGUUUGGUUCAAAAUAUAGUUUCUGAUUUUUGAAUUCGGCUCGAUUUUCAACAAUGACUUCAAACCAGAGAAUUUUGAUGUUUUUUGGAUUUUUUUGACACAUUUCUCCAGUAUAUCAAUUAUCACUUCUCUCAAUAUGAACAACCAUUUUGCAUUACUUUGUCAGGUAUGCAUUCUCAAGUGUUUAUGACCAACCAAGAAACAUAUUACCAACUAAUGGAUUAAACCAAUUUUUUUUUAAGUUUCGCAAUUCUUUGGAAAUUGCUCUCAGACUUGGAUUUUUACUCUUCACAAUAUAUUUUUGUUCACCAUGUGGAGAACCGGAGUAUGGACACUAUUGGCGGCCGUGAGUUGUUUAUGCUGCCUAAGACUUUGCUGGGGUCAAACCACAAGGACUAGUCCCGCAACUUCAACCAAACCAGGGGAUCGGGUCAAAAGAGGAUGGGUCUGGAAUCAGUUCUUCGUAGUGGAGGAAUACACCGGCACGGAGCCACUGUAUGUCGGAAAGAUCCACACCGACUCAGACGAAGGCGAGGGCAACAUCAAGUACACCAUCUCGGGUGAAGGGGCCGGUACCAUCUUCAUCAUUGACGAGCUGACCGGAGACAUCCACGCCACGGCCCGGCUGGACAGGGAGGAGAAGGCUUUCUACACCCUCCGAGCGCAGGCAAGGGACAGGCUCUCCAACGACCCUCUGGAGCCCGAGUCCGAGUUCGUCAUCAAAGUGCAGGACAUCAACGACAGCGAGCCCAAGUUCCUGGAGGGACCCUACAUCACCAGCGUGGCAGAGCUGUCGCCUAUCGGCACAUCUAUAAUGAAAGUGACGGCCAUAGACGCAGAUGACCCCACCUACGGUAGCAGUGCCCGAGUGGUCUACAGCGUCCUGGACGGAGAGAGGUUUUUCACUGUGGAGAAACACACAGGAAUCAUCAUGACGGCUGUGGCAGAUUUGGACCGUGAAACUCAAGAUCGCUAUGAGCUGGUCGUCAAGGCAACAGACAUGGCAGGACAACUGGGCGGGCUCUCUGGCUCCACCACGGUGACCAUAGUGAUCACUGACGUUAAUGACAACCCUCCACGCUUUCCUCAGAAGAUGUACCAGUUCACAGUAUCGGAGGGCGCUGCCGUGGGAACUCCGGUUGGACAAGUGGUGGCUACGGACGCGGACAUGGGCGAAAACACGGACAUGACCUAUCUGAUCAAAGAGGGCGGAGAUCUCUUCAAGGUGACCACCAACGUAGAGACGCAGGAAGCCGUGGUCUCUAUCAAGAAGCCUCUGGACUUCGAGACCAAGCGCACACACAAUGUAGUGGUGGAGGCGGUGAACAAGCACGUGGACCCUCGCUUCGUAGACCUGGGCUCAUUCAGGGACCAGACCAUAGUGCGAGUGAGCGUGACGGACAUCGACGAGCCGCCCGUGUUUCAGCCAGCAGAGGGCACUGUGCUGGAGGUGCAGGAGGACGCCAAAGUGGGGGCGCUGGUGGGUGUGGUCAGCGCGCGGGACCCAGAUGUGGUGAACAAGCCUGUCAGGUUUUCCAUUGAUCGGACCACAGACCAGGAGAUGAUUUUUCACAUAGAUCCGGACACGGGUGCCCUCACACUGGGCAAGAUCCUGGAUCGGGAGACCGCUGGCUGGCAUAACAUCACAGUCAAAGCAGUGGAAGCAGAGAACCAUGCCAUGGCGUCCCACACGUCGGUGAGCAUUCGGAUACUUGAUGUCAAUGACAAUCCUCCUGAACUGGCUUUACCGUACGAAGCCUCCAUAUGUGAAGACGCCAAGCCCGGACAGUUGAUCCACACUAUCAGCGUGGUGGACAGGGACGAGCCGCAGACGGGACACCGCUUCUACUUCACUCUGGCUCCAGAGGUCUCCGACAACCGCCACUUUACUCUGUGGGAUGUUAAAGAUAACACAGCUGGGAUCCGGACGCAGCGCUCAGGCUUCAACCGUCACGAGCAGAACGUGUACUUACUGCCCAUCCUGGUGGUGGACUCCGGACCGCCCUCGCUCAGCUCCACGGGAACGCUGACCAUCCACGUGUGCGGCUGUGACCCAGAGGGAGCCAUCCAGUCGUGCAAUGCCACAGCGUACGUGAUGAGUGCCGCGCUCAGCCCGGGGGCCCUGAUCGCUCUCCUGGUGUGCAUACUCAUCCUCAUAGUGCUGGUGCUGCUCAUCUUGACUCUGAAGCGUCACCGGAAAGGCCAGCGCAUGACUGAGGAAGAAGAGGACAUGCGCGACAACGUCAUCAAGUACAACGACGAAGGCGGCGGCGAGCAGGACACCCAAGCCUACGACAUGAGCGCCCUACGCAACCUCUACGACUUCCCCGAGUCCAAGGGCUCCGAGCCGGGCCCCGACAUCCGAUCUUUACCCCAGUGGAUCCAGACCAACCGGCACAACGGAACCACGCUACGAACGGGGACGGAGGCGAACGCGGUGGCCAGUCUGGGUGUGGAGGCGGUCGCGGCAGAUUUCUCGCUCUUCAAAGGUUACAUCAAGAAGAAGGUGGAGCAAGCCGACGCGGAUCUGUCGGUCCCGCCCUACGAUUCGUUUCAGACCUACGCGUUCGAAGGCUCCAGUUCGCCGGCUCUGUCCCUAAGCUCCAUCCACACACUGUCCACUACGUCGGAGCAGGAUUUUUCCUACCUUAGUGACUGGGGGCCAAGGUUCAGGCAGUUGGCCGGGUAUUAUGCUCCCGGAAAUCUUGAGGAAGAGGGGUCCUAGCACAGUAGACCAGGAUAGACUUUUCAAAACUGCUCUCCCUAUCCCAACUUUCUGGACAUAUCAGAGCCAGCGCUGUGUUCUUUACUAAGAUGAGAUCCACUCUGUAUCCUCUUGCUAUAACCGAGUCACUGAGGCAAAGUGUUGGACAUUUGGAAAACUGACUUUUGUUUGAAGUGCUAACAGGCUAGUGCAGCUACAUCAGUGGUAAUGGAAGCUACAUCAGUGGUAACGGAGUGGCAAAUCUACUCGUUCCCAAAGUGUAAAAUACUGCUAUUGAUUACUGGUCAUUUAUACAAAUACUAAUUACCUUAUAAUAUGAAUUGCCUUUUUUUCUAAAUAGAAGUGAUGAUUUUGUUAAUAGGCUCCAGGAUGAAUGAGGAAAUACACUGACUUGUUAAUGGGAUGUUUGUGCAAAUGGUGUCAAAACCAGCUAAAGGCACAAUAGUGGCAUAUUCAGUAAGUAGGCAAGUGUUUUGGCCAGAAGGUCACUGGGUCAAAUCCCCCUAAAUUUGUAUGUGAGAGGGGUGGGACGAGACACAGUUUCCACGAGAUAAGACAACAUGAGAUUGGAUUCAGGAGGACAAGACAAAAUGACAUAAUUGAUAAUAAAUAAAUUGUGCAAUCUGAUUCACAAGUAUGGCCUAUUUACGCUGGCAGUGUCUAUUUGGAACUACAGCUUCUCCAGAGGUGUAACUAGCUAGCACUCAACACCUUUAUGUCCUAUCCACAUGUAAACAAACAAGACAAUUAUCUCACAAUUUUCCUCAUGUCUGCACAAUCUCUGGCCAAUUUUAUCCUGUGAAAUGUUGUGGCACAAGAUCUUGUUCCAUUCUUAGUAUGCGGUUGUUAUCUCUGAAGGUGAGACAUUUUAUCCACAUCAUCCAUUCCUGGAAGGAGUAACAAGAGGAUGAUGUGUUCCGUGUUUUCUGUGACAAAACCGAAAGCAGCCAUAUAAAACGUUAUUUUGUUAUUUGGCUUAUUUCAUUCAUUUAUAUGUCAUUAUGU
This is a messenger RNA of Periophthalmus magnuspinnatus, 4108 nucleotides long. RefSeq names its product cadherin-22. Gene Ontology annotation, cellular component: adherens junction; catenin complex; plasma membrane. The transcript has 13 exons. The record is from RefSeq and is a predicted model, not a curated record. Lineage: Eukaryota; Metazoa; Chordata; Actinopteri; Gobiiformes; Gobiidae. Bases 689 to 3103 code for a protein of 804 amino acids. Gene Ontology annotation, molecular function: cadherin binding; calcium ion binding. Gene Ontology annotation, biological process: homophilic cell-cell adhesion; cell morphogenesis; adherens junction organization.